CGCGCGCGCGCGUGUGUGUAGCUGUCAGUCCGUCAGUCGGGCAGUGCGGAUGAGCCGGAUACGCCAACUUCAAGCAAUAUAGAUAUAGCUGACAAAAUUCACAUCGAAUUCAGACUCGGACACUUUCCACACUCGGAAUACUGGCUUCGUCUAAAAGUAAACAUCUUUUCGGGGCAGACAAACGACAAAGAAAGAAAGUGGGAGUGGGAUUUUGCUUGAGACAUAUUUGAAGGGUUGCUGGCUUAGCCUGACUGGGGUGCGUUAGCAUGCUAAUGGAGCAGCGCCGCAGUGGAUGUCUCUCCACCCGCUCUUUUUUCCUCAAAUUAGACUGACGUCGUUCAGAUUAUAUUUCAUUCUCUAUUUUCAAUUGUAUCCGUCAGUAUUUCUACUAUUUUUCCUUAAGCGAAGUGUUAAAAGGGCUCCCGAGGGGAGGCUGGCUUGUCAGGCUAGCUAGUUAGCAAGUAAGGAAGGCUUACUAAUGAAGUCUUAAGGAGCUUUUGCAGUUUACGGACGAGAACUUAAAAUAACACCGCGUUUUGCUCUUAACUUUAAUGUUAUAUAUAACAGCAGACUGUUUUAUCACAUUUGGCGAGUUAUUCAUCUGUCUAGCGAGCUAAUAGUUGAGUUGGUACAGCUAGCUGGCUGCGGUUAGUUAGCUAACUGAACGUUAUGCCAAAUGAUAUUUUACUAAGAGACAGUUAGGACACCACUAGCUUAAUUAAAGCACUUGUCACUGUGUGAUAGUUAAUUUAUUGUUAUACAACAAACAAUGGCCUCGGUUGGUAACACUGUCUCAUCGUUUGCGAGCAAAACUAAAACGAAGAAGAAACACUUCGUGGCUCAGAAAGUGAAGCUGUUUCGUGCCAGCGACCCUCUGCUCAGUGUUCUCAUGUGGGGAAUAAACCAUUCGAUAAAUGAGUUGAGCCAUGUUCAGAUCCCCAUCAUGCUUAUGCCUGAUGACUUCAAAGCCUACUCUAAGAUUAAAGUGGACAACCACCUUUUCAACAAAGAGAAUAUGCCAAGCCAUUUUAAGUUCAAGGAGUAUUGCCCUCUUGUUUUUCGUAAUUUGAGAGAGAGGUUCAGCAUCGAUGACCAGGACUUCCAGAACUCUUUGACCCGUAGCGCGCCCCUCGUCAGUGAAGCUCAGGGUCGUAGUGGUGCUCGCUUCCACACCUCCUACGACAAGAGGUACGUCAUCAAGACCAUAAGCAGCGAGGACGUGGCUGAGAUGCACAACAUCCUCAAGAAGUACCACCAGUAUAUUGUGGAAUGUCAUGGUACCACACUGCUGCCACAGUUCCUAGGCAUGUACCGCCUCACUGUAGACGGAGACGAGACUUAUAUGAUAGUCACACGCAACGUGUUCAGCCACCGGUUGUCUGUGUAUAAGAAAUAUGACCUGAAGGGAUCUACCGUUGCCAGAGAGGCAAGUGACAAAGAAAAGGCUAAAGAACUCCCUACGUACAAAGACAAUGACUUCAUCAACGAUGGACAGAAAAUAUACAUUGAUGAGGAGAGUAAGAAAACCUUCCUCGAUAAGCUUCGAAAGGAUGUGGAGUUCCUUGCCUUGCUGAAGUUGAUGGACUACAGUCUUCUGGUUGGGAUUCAUGAUGUGGAGAGGGCAGAACAAGAGGAGGUGGAGAGUGAGGAUAAUGAGGGAGAGGAGGAAGGAGAGAGUGAUGGAGGGAUUGUCGGGACGCCUCCUGACAGUCCCAGUAACACCCUAGACAGCACUAAACCACUCUCACCGGGAGACUUCGACCCCAGUAUUGACGUCUAUGCCAUCAAAAGCCAUGACAAUUCUCCCAGAAAGGAGGUGUAUUUUAUGGCUGUUAUUGACAUCCUGCAGCAUUAUGAUGCCAAGAAAAAGGCUGCUCACGCAGCCAAGACGGUAAAGCAUGGGGCUGGGGCAGAGAUUUCCACCGUGAAUCCAGAGCAGUACUCGAAGAGAUUCUAUGAUUUCAUCACUACCAUUCUGCCCUAGUCCGAGGCAGCUGAGCUGAGUCCACGGGGAUGAAGAGGGACGCCAGCAGAGGGGUGUAGAACACUCACUCGCCUGCUCUGCCACAGGGGGCACCCCUACAGCAGCUACAACCACCAUUCGUUUACAUUUUGAUUUUCAUCUAUUCGUUCUUUGUUUUUGUGGGACCAUGAGUGAUGGAAAAGGACAACAAUUAUACCUUUUUUGGGGGGAUAGGGCUUUUUACUGCUUUCUUAUGCAUGCCCCUUAUUCUUGUUUGUUCCGUUUGAUACUUUUCUUGCCUUUUAAAGUGGAAGAGGACGACGAGAGGAAAGAGAGCGCAUGUGAUGGUCUGUGGCUCAGUUAGUAGAAUUAGGUCUCUGGAAAAGGAGGCCAAAACAGAACUUCUCAUUUGGACUCUAACUGAAUCAUUCAUCACAUCCCUACCUGAACUCACAUCACGCACCCCUUGGCUGCCUGUUCUGCUUUACACCACCGACGUCAACGGCUUCGCAGAGAGGCACCUGAAGCACUUGACACCACGCCACCCGCUCGCUAACUCUCCUUACUCGCACGGCCCUCUUCCUGCUCUGGACAGACUAACAAGAAAUGCUCUUUGAGCCAUUUACAAAAGGAGGACCCAUCGCCCCCCACUUGCCUUGUGUGGACAGACAGAUGAAUCUGACUGUUUUGCAUGUUCCUUCAGUGUUCUGAGGCAAAGCGUUUGAAAUGGAGGCGAAGGUUCCGGUAGGUAUUUCGUUUGUUUGUUUUUUGUUUUGUUUUGUUUUGCAGCAACUUGACAGGAGGGAGAAUGAAGACACUGAGGCAGCAGGAUCAGUGGUUUCUCUUCAGUCAUCAGUGAAUUCUGUUACAUUAGUGAUUCAGUUGCCAUCAGCACCUUAAACUGUUGCACUUUUUAUUAGGAUCACUCGGUCUGUUACGAGCUGCAACGAUAGCACUAUGAGGCACUGUUCAACGCAGCCUUGCAGUUUCACGUGUUGUCACGCAUACGCUUGUUCUCAGCAGACAAAACAUAGUUUACCUCUUGCAUCGUACCAGGACACACCGUUUUGUGUUGUGUUUCAGUAUUCCAUGGAGGUUUGGGGAAGGGGUGCUUUGUGUAUUUUUUUUUUUUUUUUUUCCCCUUUUUUUAAAACAUUGUUUUUUGUUGUUUUUUUUUUUAAAUGUGUAUAUGUCUUGUGAGUUUUGUUAGAAAUUUUUUGAACGUUCAAAUUGGCAGCAAAAUAGAUGAAACGUUGUAUAUUUUGCACAUGAUGAAUGGAACCAAAAUGUUCACAGAAUCCUGUUGGUUCAGCAGUGGUAUUUACAAGGGAAACAUAAUACCUGUAACAGAGGAGAAUACUUUUAUAAAUGGCAUUGAAUUAGAAGCAGGUAAUAUGACUUAGAGAUUAACAUUUGUUCCUUAACUUUUCUAAUUCAAAGAAAAAUCCGCCUCAUCCUAUGUUGGUUUAGACUUUUUGAUCACUUGCACAUAUUUUUACAUUUGAAUUUUAAUCCACCAGAAUUUUAAAGCACCACUCUGUGAUUCGGUGUUCUGAUAAAUGAAGAAUGUUACUGUUUUAAAUCAUACAACACAAGUACUGUCUAAAAAAAGAAAGGAAAAGGAGAAAAAAAAAUGCAUGUUGCAUUAUUUUUUAGUGUUCAGUCUGGUUUAGCCCAGAGAUGGUGUAUAUUCCAUGCUUGUUCAUAUUUUUAUUUUUCCCCCUUGCCCUAAACCCCCCAUCCCCCCACCCCAGGUCUAUUUUUUUAAGAUGGUCCCAUACCUGCUUUAUACUGUGUUUUCAAUGUAUACACUGUGCAAGAGUCGUGCCUUUUUACUCCAAAUUAUUUAAUUCUGUAUUUUUUAAUCUUUUUGUUUUGUUUUGUUUUUUUUCAAACAGAAGUAAAAUGUUAUUUUCUAAUAUUAGGGUGGUUGUUGAAAAAAAAAAAAUCAGAUAUUUUCAGUGUUGUUUUUUUUUUUUUUUUUUUUUUUUUGGUGUUUUGAUGUUUUAAAAUGUGCUGUUGCUUCAAAUGGAUACAACACAUUAUACUUUUUGUUCACAACAACACAACACUGAAAAGGUCACAAUUUCUCCUUGACUGGCUAAUUCUAUGUGCAAAGCCUUUUGGACAAGAGUGUGCAUUGUGAAUUUGUUGAUAUGAGUAGGUGUGGCUCUUGUUAUAGUGUUAAUUGUAAAUUGUGUUCAGGCUUUCUCAAAGCAUUUUUAUCUGGAAGUAUUAUCCGGCACCAAUGUUACAGCGUCCUUGGUUAGUGUUUCAUUUUCUUAAUAAACUGAGCGCUGCUUGUGCCCUUGGGAAACCAUUGCACAAUGGGAAAAGAAGCAUUUUUUAUUGUUCUCAUUGGGGAAGAAAACAAACCCUCGUCGUCUUGGUUGUAAUAUUCACAAAGAACAAAAAACAACAUGGGCAUGACAAAAGAGGCUGUUUUAGCGGCAGACUUUGAUUAGCGUCAUCGGAGCAUCGCUUCAGCUUCUGAUUCUGGAUUCACACGCGAUAUAUAUAUAUGUGAAUUUCACUAAAUGUGAAAAGUGCUAUAAGAUACAGCUUCACUUAACGCCUUUUACAAAAGCCCUCCACCAUGUUCUUCAUUUGCCAAAAGCAUUUUGCUCAAUGUGUUCAUUGAUGCAUACAUCAUCACAUAAGCUUUGGAGAAAGAAAUGUCAUGUACUUUUUAGCAAUUCGAUUUUUAUUUUCUAAACAUUUAUGAAUGACGCGUUCGGAUGGAUUUUAUUUGAAUAUCCAGGUUUACAGGCUUAUUGAAAGAAGAAAAAAAUCCCCUCGUUUGUGACUGUUUUAAUCUAGAUAGUGAUGGUAAUAGAAGUGAUGGAGAGUCGCUGGUAAUCUGCAUCACACUCACAGAUACGAGUCUAAAAGCUGUUGUUGAGAAUAACCAAAGGGGAGGCUGUCUCAUGUGUAAUGAUGUAAACCGAUAUACACUCCAUUCCAUAAGCAUUGCUCAAAACAAUAAAGCACUUUGUCUGCAA
Ctenopharyngodon idella (grass carp) is the source of this 4965-nucleotide messenger RNA. RefSeq names its product phosphatidylinositol-5-phosphate 4-kinase, type II, alpha a (gene pip4k2aa). The record is from RefSeq and is a predicted model, not a curated record. Bases 770 to 1984 code for a protein of 404 amino acids. NCBI's taxonomy places the organism in Eukaryota, Metazoa, Chordata, Actinopteri, Cypriniformes, Xenocyprididae. Gene Ontology annotation, biological process: phosphatidylinositol metabolic process. Gene Ontology annotation, molecular function: phosphatidylinositol kinase activity. The transcript is spliced from 10 exons.